UGACAAAGACUAUGAAAAAAUUGUGGUUUUCUCCUUGAAGACUCAAAAUGAUACAAUGCGUCGCCCAUGACACAGCAACGUUUCCAAACUCAGCUGUGAAUGCUCCUGUCUCACGGGCUUCCGACGAUUCCUUCCCUUCAUCUUUCCGUCUUCCAGCAUCAUGUCAAUAAGCCCAUUAAGAUCCGAGGUGAUUGCGUUAUAUAAACAACUUGUCUACCUUGGCAGAGAAUACCCGCUAGGCUAUCAUAAUUUCUUCCGACCGAAACUGAAAGCGGCUUUCAUGAAAAAUCGCAACCUUACAGAAGAAGCCGACAUAAAAAAAGCUCUGGCAUUUGGCGAAUAUAUCGUUAAAGAAUUAGAAAUGAUGUACUACCUCAGGAAAUACCGUGCACUGAGAAAGAGAUAUGUAGCAGGAUAAAACCAUGUGCAGAAAAGCCAUAAAAAUGCAAGUGGCAGGCCAGCACAGAAUAAACGACCUAAUUAUGAUGCUUGUUACACACAUCAAGUUUUUCUGGUUUCAUACGAUUUCAUUUCAGGCAUAU
Radiomyces spectabilis is the source of this 542-nucleotide messenger RNA. RefSeq lists its product as uncharacterized. The transcript is spliced from 3 exons. NCBI's taxonomy places the organism in Eukaryota, Fungi, Mucoromycota, Mucoromycetes, Mucorales, Radiomycetaceae. Gene Ontology annotation, cellular component: mitochondrion. Gene Ontology annotation, biological process: respiratory electron transport chain. The coding region runs from base 161 to 418 and encodes 85 amino acids. The record is from RefSeq and is a predicted model, not a curated record.